GCAGGUGACUGCCGAUGUAGCGAUGGCGAUGGCUAUAGCUAAGAAAGCAUUUGUCAUCAAGCGUAUAGCGACGUCUUCGAAAACUUUUCUGCUUAUGGUCGAUAAAAAUUUCGUGUUAGGCGAUUUUGCUGCGAAAGAUCCUACACCAACGAUAGGUGCAAUGAUCGUCAUCAAUUACAAGCCCAACUCGAAAGACAAGAGUAUGAUCAAUAUUUCGACUUGGGUACCAUAUGAUGGUUAUGUGACGAUGACACUCUCCUUGGCAAGCAAAGCUUUUGAAGAGGAUCUGAAGUUCUGCGGUAGUUUUUAUACAUGUGGGUGUGUGCGUUACAAAGGAAUACCGCUCGCGCAUCCAGCAGUGUUUAAUGAUAUAACCGGAGUGGUAAGAGAUGAUGGAGGAGUUUUGGCAAAGAACUAUAUAGGGAAGUUGCGAGCUACAGUAAAAUUAUGCAAAACAUCUUCCCAUUUUGAAUGGAAACUUUGCGGUGUGGACGAGUAUCUGCAACCGGUAGAUGAUAAUCUUCAUCAGUGUAGUUGCGGCAUAGUAGGUGCCGUUCAGCAGCGUGGUAUGAACUACAUCACUUCUCGUGAUUUUCCUCAUGAUGUCCGAUUUAAGAAUGUAAACUUUAAUGGCGAUGUCGAAACUUUGCUGGGUACAGAUGUUUGCUUUCUUACUCGAGAGACUACGCCCUAUACAUACUACGUAACGGGGAAGAUCGAGUCAUCAAAAGGAUCCAUGAUACCUACUAGAUACAAUGGCUACUUUUCCCUGACAUUAGAAGUGGAAUACAUAGGAUGUACCGACGACCAUGGUAUCAAGGUGGUAUGGAGCAACAGAUGGGAAUUUAUGAAAGAUCAAUUUGAUCUUUUUAGAGAUCGUGAAUAUGGAAUUUACAUCAUAGAAUGCAUCAGGCAUUUUAAAUCUGAGGACUUCCCUAGAUGGAAAGUUAGAAGGAUACUUAAUUUGGUUCAGUGCUAUGGGAAGGACAAUGAGCAAGGCAAUGCUGAGCAUCCGAAUGCAGCACAAAAAUGUCCACAGAACCACAUCAAAAAACUUUCAAACAACUUUCUUGAUGAGGGAAGGGAAGAUUCCGGUAUAGAGAUUGAAAAGAGUCCCGAGUCAUCUAGAAAAUCCAGUGACUCACUUGCGAAGUCCUCUGAUGGUGACAAGUGUAGGAAUCUCGAAGAUACUUCGGAAGAUUCAGAAACAGAGGUAAAGGUUACCGUGUUGAUAUUGUAA
Messenger RNA from Cylicocyclus nassatus, 1240 nucleotides. The record is from the annotation of a GenBank genome assembly. Lineage: Eukaryota; Metazoa; Nematoda; Chromadorea; Rhabditida; Strongylidae.